AACAGAUUAUUUUAAAAAAUAUCCAAAGAUCAAGAUGAAUGCAGAUUCCAUAAAAUCUUUUCCUUUUAUAGAAAAACCACAUUUAAUCUUAUUCAUUAAAGAAUUAAUUUCAAAAAAUUCGUUUCUUAAAAAAAUAUGCACAGAACUUUAUGAUAUUCUUUCUAUAACACAAAAUGAAACGAUUUAUUUACAACAAAUUUUAUCUCGAAACAAUAAUUAUGGUUCUUUAUUUAAUAAUUCAUAUAAUUUAUAUAAUCUGAAGAAUAUGUUGCAUUUCAAUGUUAAUAACUAUUUAUUUUUAGAAAAAGAAUUAAAUGAAAUUUCUUCGAAUCAAAUCUUUAAUGAAAACAUAAAUGCAAAUAUAUUACAGAAGUCUGAUAAGGAAAACCGAGAAGGAUAUUCGUCAAAAUCUAUUAAUGAAAUAAAAAUUAAAUCGAAAUACGACUUUAUUGAUAGUUUAUUUAUACCAAUAAAAUUCAAAAAAUUAUAUCUUAAUAAUUCGAAAAUAACUAGAUCGUUCUCUGCACCGGAUAUAUUGUCACUUUUUAGUUCAUCAAGCAAAUUUCAGAAUACCCAAAAUAAUUUACAUGAAAAAACACGAUAUUUAUCCUUAACGGAUAUGUUUAACUCUCCAAAACUGAUUUCUAUGAAUAAUAAAAGACGGAAUUCUUGUUUAAAUCUUUCAAAAGAAUUGCGGCAUUCACAAUAUAAUAAAUUUAAUUCUGAUUUGUCUAUUUAUUUAGAUACACCUAAUACUUCAUUUUUUAAGCAUAUUCUAUACAAAAAACCAUUACAUGGAGUAAAGUCAGAAGAUUUACGCGAUUCUUUUCUUUUAAGGAAACCAUGGACAACUCCCAGAAAUUUCUCUCCGCCUACACAAUUUAUCAGCCCGGUUAUAUCUACUUUUUCUACAAGUCCAUCUGAAUCUUCUGUUCUUUUAAAUAAUGAUACCAAGACUAUGUUAUCAAACUCUCUUUUAAAAUCUACCAUAAUUAACAGAUUUUUUUUGAGCGGUACUUCAAAAAAAGAAAAAGCUGAUACCAAAUCAUCGGGAAAAGACAUUCAUGAUAAUCGAAAUAAAAGUAUGUGGGAUUCUUUUUUUAAUAAAUGGCCGAAAUUAAUCCAUACCAAACAUUCUUUAACAAGCACUUCAAAAAAUUGA
Molecule: messenger RNA, 1162 nt
Organism: Pneumocystis murina B123
Lineage: Eukaryota; Fungi; Ascomycota; Pneumocystomycetes; Pneumocystales; Pneumocystaceae
Exons: 1
Coding region: 35-1162 (375 amino acids)
Source: RefSeq, a predicted model, not a curated record